Messenger RNA from Prorocentrum cordatum, 1989 nucleotides. Lineage: Eukaryota; Dinophyceae; Prorocentrales; Prorocentraceae. The record is from the annotation of a GenBank genome assembly.
AUGCCAGCGCCCACGCUAACGCCAGCGGCGACGACGGAGGCGCCGACAGAGCCGACGGAGGCGCCCGCGCCAGCAGCGACGACGACCGAUGCGGCGGCGCCCACGCCUGCGCCAGCGUCGACGACGGAGGCGCUGACGGAGCCGAUAGAGACGCCCACGCCCGCCGCGACGACGACCGAUGCGGCGGCGCGAACUCCAACGCCAGCGUCGACGACGGAGGCGCUGGCGGAGCCGACAGAGGCGCCCACUUCAGCAGCUACGACGACAGAUGCGCCGGCGCUAACGCCAACGCCAGCGUCGACGACGGAGGCGCUGUCGGAGCCGACAGUGGCGCCCACUUCAGCAGCUACGACGACAGAUGCGCCGGCGCUAACGCCAACGCCAGCGUCGACGACGGAGGCACUGGCGGAGCUGACAGUGGCGCCCACUUCAGCAGCGACGACGACCGAUGCGCUGGCGGCAACGCCAGUGGCGACGACGGAGGCACCGACGGAGCCGAUAGAGGCGCCCACGCCAGCCGCGACGACGACGACCGAUGCGCUGGCGGCAACGCCAGCGGCGACGACGGAGGCACCGACGGAGCCGACCGAGGCGCCCAUGCCAGCCGCGACGACGACCGAUGCGCUGGCGCCAACGCCGACGCCAGCGGCGACGACGGAGGCGCCGACAUUGGAGUCGACAGAGGCGACCACGCCAGCAGCGACGACGACCGAUGCGCCGGUACCCACGCCUGCGCCAGCGGCGACCACGCAGGUGCCGACGGAGUCGACAGAGGCGUCCACGCCAGCAGCGACGACGAGCGAGGCGCCAUCGCCAACGCCGACGCCCGCGGCGACGACGGAGGCGGCCACAACCGAGGCGACAACAUCGGCUCCGACUCCAGCGACAUCAGCACCAACGGUGGAGCUCGUGCAGACUCUGGUGGCGGGCCCGGUGCUGGCAGGAGCAAGAGAGCUGGAGGUCGUGUCCCAGGACGGGUUUGCCGUGGGGGACACCAUCGUGAUCCGCGGUGGACCCGCGGGCCGCCCCCGCGAGCCCGAGGCCGGCCACGCGGGCGGCGGCCUCCCGGGGCUCUUGGGCGCGGCGGCCGUGGUGGCGGGCGGCGCGGGGCCGUCGCAGGGCAAGCCCCCGACCGUCCACGACGCAGGCCCCGAGCCGCGCGACUGCGAGCUCGGCGACGAGUUCGCCGGCGUGUCGCUGGAGCUCGGCCUCGGCAAGCGUGGGCUGCGCGGCCGCGAGCUCAGCGGCGGCGAGGCGCCCUCGCAGGCGCGGCGCGCGGGCGCGGGCCCGCGGACGCUGCCGCCACCCCGCUCCGCGAGCCGCUCGCCCGCCUCCUCGGCCAGCUCGGGCCGCAGCCCGGGGCGGCACGAGCACGAGCCGCUCGGCGCAGCAGCGCCGCUGACGGCCCGGGGCGCGGCCGGGAGCGCGGCCGCCUCGGCGGCCCUGGCGCCCGGGAGCCCGGCCGAGCGCGGGGGCGCCGGGCCGUCCUCGCCGCGCGGCCGCGGCGGCGGCAGCAAGCUGCUGCGCAUCCCGCUGGGCCCCGCCGGCGUGGGCGCCCACGACGGCGGCGCGUCCCCCUGGCGGCCAGUGUCGCCGACCGCCAGCGAGUCCGGGCUCCACCUGGACGCGUACAGCCGCGCGGUGAUGCUCGAGGAGGGGCUGCGCGGGCUGUGCUCGGACGCCCAGGGCUCCGACCACGGCGUGAGCGUCGCCGUCAGCGUGGUGCCCUGGUCCGUGGGCAGCGUCGGGAGCUCGGCGGUCCGCAGGAGGCCCUCGCCGGCGCCCGCGGACCUCCCGGCCGGCUCGUGGAGCUCGCUGAGGAGCACCCAGCGGUCCGUGGACCGCGGCUCUUGUGGCCAGCCCCUGGACCUGCCGGCCAGCCCGUGGAGCUCUCUGCGGUCCAGGGACGAGCCUGUGCCCGUGGAGUGCCUGGAGCUCCCGGCGGUCCCGGCCAGCUCCCAGCCGGUGCGGUACAAGGUGGCGCUCUGA